GCAUACCUCUUUUAAAGUGCUAAUCGUGCGCAUGCGUGCAGAGAAAUCGCUACAGAUUCAACAGAUGUACACCGGAAACAGUAGGGUCACGUGGGUUUCUGCUCAGUGGUUGCCAUGGCUGACUCGUCUCCAUGUCAACAGUAGUUAAAGUAAGAAACCAAGAUGGCUGAGACAGGUGAUGGUAAGAAAGAGGAGGCGGACUACAAGAGACUACACAGCUUUCCUCUAAUCAGGCACACAGAUAUGCCUGAGGAGAUGAGGGUGGAAACCAUGGAGCUGUGUGUCACAGCCUGUGAAAAAUUUGCCACCAAUAAUGAGAGUGCAGCUAAGAUGAUAAAGGAGUCUAUGGAUAAGAAGUUUGGGAGUUCCUGGCACGUAGUAAUCGGGGAAGGCUUCGGCUUCGAGGUGACUCACGAAGUGAAGAAUUUACUAUAUAUGUUCUUCGGUGGCAGUCUGGCAGUGUGUGUGUGGAAAUGCUCCUAGCAGGAUUCUUGGACCAAUUCCUCUCCCCCUUCCUCACACACUACCUACUUUUAUAUAUUUAUACACCUGUAUUCACAGUACUGUCUCAGCUAUGCAGUCAUUUUUCUAUUUGACCCGUAUGUCUGUAUGCGUGUGUGUGUUUAUGUGAAGUUAUUUAGGACUGUCUGUUAAAGAGACACUAAUAUCUGACAGCAUAGACCAACCCUUUAUAACUCACCUUUUGUCUUGAACUGCGUUUUAUAUAUCGGUUUACAUUGAGAAAAACUAAUGCUGCAAGGGAUCGCUGGGAAGGAGCUUGUCUAGGGUUUAUCUCUAAGUUGCACCAGUACUCUUGGGGUGUUUUCACACCUAUAGUUUGUUUGCUCUGGUCUGAAUCAGUUAAAGGGUUGGUUUCCCAGACAUGGAUUAGGCCUAGUUGUAGACUGUUUUUUCCUUUAAUUAAAAGAACUCCAUUUAAAAUGCUGUUCCGUCCAAGAUUGGGCUUAAUCCGUGUCCGGAAUGCAGACCCAUAAAGUUUGUACAAGAUUUGUUUUACACAGGGAAAAAUCCAAAUGCACUAAAAAGAUGUCAAGAUAAACUAUGUGAGAAAAAAGUGGGAGUCCUCUUUCCUUACUGGUCAGAUCUAUCUGGGACCGGAGCAAGAAAGUAAAUACAGAAAGAAGGUCCUGUGUUCUGGCAUGUUUCUCUGCAGUUAAACAAGAAUCAAGAGCAGAUACAAUUUUUCUUUUUUGCUUAGUACUUUUCUGGGUAAUGUAUCCUGUUAAACAACACCUACAAAAAGCAGUGUAUCUCAAACUUUACAAAAUACUUCAGUUCAAGGCUGGGGAUCAAGGCUGGAUCAUCUCCUCACCACAAACAAUUACAGCACUAGCUCCAGAGUUCGUUUGGGACUGGCCUGAGACCUGAACUGUUUUGGUCUAUUCUAGUGGUCUAUUCACACCUGCUCAAACAAGUCUGUUUUAAAACCAGAUUAAAACAUGCAGGUGUAAAAUUUACCCUAAACUGUAAACUUUAGGAUUCUGUAGUGUGAGAUUAUAGAAGAGCAAACAAUUUUUGGUUCUUUGGAACCAUAUAAAGAUACGUUUAAAAAAAUUUAUUAAUUUACACGUGGAUACUAUCUGGAUUAAUUUUGUUUGGAUUCUGUUCACACCUUUCAAUAAAAUGUCAUUACAAGCGUUCCCAAUGUGACCAGAUGACAGUUUACAUUCCAGAUGACAGAUCGCCGGUUACAUUUAUAUGUAAAACAAUGUAACAGCCUGUAAUAAACUUCUAUUAACUUUCCUAUAAACAAUGGUUUUAAUAAAAAAAACAUCAGUUUAAAGGACAAUGGAGGUUCUACAGUGCAGUGGAGCAAUAAAUGGUUCUCGCAUUCAAGUAAUAUGUCAGAAAUUGUGAAGGAUAAUUUAAAUUGCAAGGAAACUCACUCAGGUUAGCUACAUUGAGCAAGUGAGAGAGAGAAACAUGAGAAAAUCCAUAUCCACAGUAAUAAUUAGUUGUAUUCAUAUUUUUCCUCAGAAAUGCAUUCUGUUUACAUUUGUAUUAAAUGUGAAUGAAAUCCAAAAAAAAAACAUGUUAAUGCCAAGUAUGAACAGGCACUAUGGGGCAGCUUCCUAGACAUAGAUUAAGCCUAGUCUUGGACUGCAUAACAUUUUUGAAUGGUGAUUUUUCAAUCAAUUUAAAAUAAAUUGUAGUCUAGGACUAGAUCUAAUUGCUUUCACUGGCAAACUGACCCUAUAAGUCUUGAUACUGGAGAACUGCUAAAUGCAUUAAAUUAAACCUGUAGAUAAUAUUUACAGUAUACUAGCACCGGGGUUUGGGUACCCUGUUCUAUACUGUGGCUAGAAAAUAAAACAUUUUUCUCAUUUUAUUAUUAAGAGUACUGUUGCAGACUAGAGUUAACAACAAUUGACCUUUUUGUACAAAAGAAAAAACCCAAUACAAAGUGUUUAACACUGAACAGAAGCACAUCCACAGCUCCACUUACCAACCAACUCCCACAACAUCCUACUGCAGUUCUUUCACUGGUGGAUUAACACAUCUUUUUUAUUUUUUUUUUAUUUGAGCCACCACUCAGUAAUGUCCUCUCACGUUUUUCACUCCCUCUCACUCCCUCCCUCUCACUCCCCCUCACUUUCACUCUCCACCCUCUUAGUCAGUCUCUUGGCUAACAGUGGAGUCCCACUCUCCCCUCGGUGGGCUGCCAAUGCCAUCUGUUUCAAAACCACCACUUCCUCUGUGCCUCUGUCUCUUUCUCUCUUUCUCUUUAUUUCUCUCACUAUUAUUUUACGUUUUUUCCUUUUUUUCAUUGUUAUGCUGGGUGUCAUUUGCACCAAUUUUCUUUAACAAACCAGCAUUUGUGAAUUGUCAUCUGUGAAAACUUGAAAACAAGUAUAAAUCCCAGAACUUUUUAAAUAAAAUAAAAAAUGACGUAAUUUC
This is a messenger RNA of Astyanax mexicanus (Mexican tetra), 2919 nucleotides long. It is a transcript of the gene dnal4a, whose product is annotated as dynein, axonemal, light chain 4a. The record is from RefSeq and is a predicted model, not a curated record. Gene Ontology annotation, cellular component: dynein complex. Lineage: Eukaryota; Metazoa; Chordata; Actinopteri; Characiformes; Acestrorhamphidae. Gene Ontology annotation, molecular function: dynein intermediate chain binding; dynein light intermediate chain binding. The transcript is spliced from 4 exons. The coding region runs from base 163 to 483 and encodes 106 amino acids. Gene Ontology annotation, biological process: microtubule-based process.